Molecule: messenger RNA, 2408 nt
Organism: Lactuca virosa
Lineage: Eukaryota; Viridiplantae; Streptophyta; Magnoliopsida; Asterales; Asteraceae
Source: the annotation of a GenBank genome assembly
AAUGCUUUCCCAAACAUCUGCCUUUUAUUAACACAUUCCUUGGAAGUAUCAGUACCCUUCACAAAAAGAUGUCCUCCGGUUGCGCAUAAGGCGGUGGCAGGGAAAUCCUAUUGACGGUUUGGGUAGGAACGUGUCCGUGGCAGUUCAUGGCGGCGAUAAAAUGGCAAUUGGAUUCUGAUUUUGGUUAUUAAGCUACCAAUAUCGGGAUUUGAUGGGAAUUUGGAGUAGGUUGAUUACAAGUGUCUGCACAUGUGGAGGAGGGAAUCAUCACGAGGAACUUGGACCAAUGUCUUGUAUGGGUGUACGAUUGCGGAUUCAAGAUCACCAUGUGGUGAUUGAUAAUGGCAUACUGCAAGUGACAUUAUCGAAACCAGAAGGCCUUGUGACUGGGGUUCGAUACAAUGGCCUUGACAACAUCCUUGAGGUUCUUAAUCACGAAGGUAACAGAGGGUAUUGGGACGUUGUGUGGAGUGCUCUAGAUGACUCAGGAAGAAAAGGAGUAUUUGAAGUGAUCAAAGGAACAAGCUUUAAGGUUAUAGUGGAAACAGAGGAACAAGUAGAGGUGUCUUUUUCAAGACCUUGGGAUCCUUCCCUUCGGGGAAAAGUUGCUCCUAUAAACAUAGACAAGAGGUUUGUUAUGCUUCGUGGUUCCUCUGGUUUCUAUUCGUAUGCCAUUUAUGAACACUUGGGUUCUGAAGAAUGGCAAGCUUUCAGUCUUGGAGAAACUCGAAUUGCAUUCAAACUUAGAAAAGACAAGUUUCACUACAUGGCAGUAGCAGAUGAUAGAAGAAGAUACAUGCCCUUGCCAGAGGACCGACUACCAGGAAGAGCCCAGCCCCUUGCCUACCAGGAAGCUGUUUCACUCGUCAACCCAAUCUUCAAAAAUCAAAAUGUUUCACUCGUCAACCCAAUCGUGCCUGCCUUCAAAGGAGAGGUGGAUGACAAGUAUCAGUACACAUGUGAAAACAGGAACCUAAUGGUACAUGGCUGGAUAUCCAAUGACCCUCCAGUAGGGUUUUGGCAAAUUACACCCAGCAAUGAGUUCCGCACUGGUGGUCCUCUCAAGCAGAAUCUCUGUUCCCAUGUGGGCCCCACUUGCCUAGCUGUUUUUGUUGGUGCUCAUUAUGCUGGGGAUGAUCUAGUCCCAAAAUUUGGACAAGGUGAGCCAUGGAAAAAGGUGUUUGGGCCAGUUUUCAUGUAUCUAAAUUCAGCAAUGUGUGGCCAAGAUCCUCUUACACUUUGGGAUGAUGCAAAAAGACAGAUGACGGUUGAAGUGGAGAGUUGGCCGUAUAGCUUUCCAGCAUCCAGGGAUUUCCCAAAAUCACAUGACCGAGGAAAUGUUAGAGGCAGAUUACUUGUUCGAGACAGAUACAUUCACAAGGAUGACAUACCAGCAAAUGGUGCCUACGUUGGGUUAGCUCCACCUGGAGAUGUUGGAUCAUGGCAAAGAGAAUGCAAGGAGUACCAGUUCUGGAGUGAAGCAGAUGGCAGGGGUGAUUUCUGCAUUAAGAAUAUAAGAGGUGGAGAAUAUAAUUUGUAUGGUUGGGUGCCUGGAUUUGUUGGAGAUUACCGAUAUCAUGUUCCCAUAACCAUCACCCCAGGAUGUGAUAUUGACGUGGGGGAUCUUGUUUAUGAGCCUCCUAGAGACGGUCCUACGUUAUGGGAAAUCGGGAUCCCAGACCGGUCUGCUGCAGAGUUCCAUGUCCCAGACCCUAACCCUAAAUACGUCAACCCACUUUUUCUCAAUAAUCCCAACAGCAACUUUAGGCAGUAUGGCUUAUGGGAAAGGUAUGCAGAGUUAUACCCUCAUCAAGACUUGGUAUUCACCAUUGGUGAGAGCGAUUAUCGCAAACACUGGUUCUAUGCUCAAGUUCCAAGGAGAAAACAAGACAAUUCAUAUGAAGGAACCACAUGGCAAAUAAAGUUCAAACUCCAGAAUCUCCAGCGUGCUAUAUAUAAGUUACGCAUGGCACUCGCUGGGGCAUCUCUUGCAGAAGUACAGGUUCGGGUAAAUGAUCCAAACAAGCCUCGUCCAGUGUUUACAACAGGACUGAUAGGAAGGGAUAAUGCAGUUGCCAGACUAGGGAUUCAUGGGCUAUAUUGGCUAUACAACAUAGACAUUUCAGACUCGCUACUUGUUGAAGGAGAAAACACUAUCUAUCUGAAACAACCCAGGAACCAAAGCCCCUUUCAAGGAAUUAUGUAUGAUUACAUACGUCUAGAAGGCCCACCUUGCUAAUUAAUCAAUCUCCUUCUUCAGUGGAGAUUGGAGGGUUUUUAUUUAAAUAAAUCGGCCAAAUAUUGUUUUGGAAAUCACAUCGUUGAAAACUAAUUAAUGAAUAUCUUUCGUCGUUCGUUAUGCUAGACCACUAUUUCUAUUGUAAGUAUAUUAUCGAGCCAUCUCCGUU